AAUAUUGCCUACUUUGAUUCCAUAUUUUAAAAAUAAGCAUAAUGUCUGACGACGGAGUUGUUGCAGAAAAGAGGAAUCGUGGAAGAGCCCCAAAACUGAAUGAUGUAAACGACAAAGACUCUAAAGAAACUAAAAAACGAGGCAGACCAGCAAGCAAAGUACCAGCUAAAGCUGAUAAGAAAAUUGAAAAAGAAGUCGAAAAUGGUGAACCAGCUGCUAAAAGAGGUCGUGGAAGACCAAAGAAGGGUCCAAAAAAGGCUAAAGCUCCAUUGUCAGGAAGAGGACGAGGCAGACCACCAACAAAAAAGGUAGAGAAAGAAGAAUCUGCAGAAGAAAAUGAUGAUGAAGAAGAGGUAGAGGAUGAAGAUUAAAUUCAAAUUGUAUCUCAUACUAUAUACUUCGCCAUUAAUAUUACAUUUAUUUAAUAAGGAUCAAGAAUAAUUUUAAUUUUUAAUUUAUUGAUUUCGGAACAAUUUAUAGGCUUAGAAUAGGUUUAUAAUUAUUUUGUUCUAUUUCGUGAUUUAAAAAGAAUUAACAAUUAAUUGGUAAACAUUGUUUUUUCAAAAAGAAACAUUUUAAGAAGAAAAAAACAUAAAAAAUGUAAUGCAUUUAUAUUGUGUCAACUGUAUGAUUGUUAAUCCAAUUUUUCAUUUGUCAUAAAUAUGAUUUAUUUUAUUUAAUGUUUGCAUAGAUAGUAGCCUACCCUACAAUUAUUGAAAGUAAUUUUGACUACUUUUUAUACAUAUAUUUAUAUUAUUUUUUUUUUUUUUAUCAUUUUCUAUUUGUCUAAUUUCUACCAUUAUAUUUAUACUAUAAAAACAGAUUUAAACAUUCUUAAUAUUUAUUGGUGUGUACAUUCUGAGUUACUCUUUCAUUGCAUUAAUAACGGACUUAUGAAUUAUAUAAUCUGUAUAGAUUUGUACUUACCUACUUACGUAUAAUAUUUAAAAAUGACUAUUGUACCUGAAAGUAUUGUGCAAAUAAUAAAAUAAUGUAGGACUUAUAA
Diuraphis noxia (Russian wheat aphid) is the source of this 1006-nucleotide messenger RNA. RefSeq lists its product as uncharacterized. Gene Ontology annotation, biological process: regulation of DNA-templated transcription. The record is from RefSeq and is a predicted model, not a curated record. Lineage: Eukaryota; Metazoa; Arthropoda; Insecta; Hemiptera; Aphididae. Gene Ontology annotation, molecular function: DNA binding.